Molecule: messenger RNA, 776 nt
Organism: Lates calcarifer (barramundi perch)
Lineage: Eukaryota; Metazoa; Chordata; Actinopteri; Centropomidae
Product: saposin-C
Exons: 4
Coding region: 280-687 (135 amino acids)
Biological process (GO): defense response to bacterium; antimicrobial humoral immune response mediated by antimicrobial peptide; killing of cells of another organism
Cellular component (GO): cytolytic granule
Source: RefSeq, a predicted model, not a curated record
UUACCACAAAUCUGAAGCAGUACACAAGAGGCUCACAUCAGGUGCAUUUGACUGCACCAACAAGCCACUACAACUACAGUGGUUGGCAGAGGCAUACAACCACGAGGUGGUAACUCCAGUUUGUUCAGAAGUGUUUGACUUUUGCAGGCAAUGCUCUUGUGGAAAGUAAAGUGCUGAUGAAUGUGUUUAAGAAGCAAAUAGCAGAAGCUAUGGAACAGAAUAAAACGCCUCAGAGGGAGAAGCUGAAGACAACUCUGAUCAAACAGCGACAACAACGCCAUGAAUCCUGUCAUCAGCAUCACUCUUCUCCUGCUCUCUGCAACUGUGGGUGAUUCAUGGAAGCGACUAAAGAUGGAGGAAGAUUUUCCCUCCCAGUUAAAACACCAUGCAGGGGAAAGAGCAGAAAACCAUGAAGAGGAGAUUCUGCAGGAUAGAGCUCUCCCAGGUUCCUGCUCUCCCUGUAAGUCCCUUGUAUCCAAAUUAAAGCAGCAGCUGGGCAAAGACUGUUCAAAGAUAAAAAUUGAAGAGCUGCUGAACACAGUCUGCGACAAGCUGAGGCUUAUCGAGAUCUGCAAGAAGAUCGUCAACAAGUACAAAAGCUCUCUGAUUGACGCUAUAGCCAACCAUGGGACUCCCACUGCUAUAUGUAAGAAGCUGAAACUCUGCAAGAGAAAUGCACGUCUAUAGAUAGUACACAUUAUGCAUCUCUGCCGCAACCUGAAGUGUACUCAUGAUGUUUCAACUGUUUGAUUUUGAUAAUAAAAUUCCUGCAUGCA